UAUAUAUAUACCACUGAAACGCAUCCACAAUGAGUGCAGCCAGUAAGAUAUCGAAGUCAUCUUCUUUGGUGAACUCUUUGGCCAAGAGAUACGACUCAAAGCCUAUGGACAAUCAACGACCCACUAAAGCUCAAGGGGAUGCACAAGUUCAGCCUAGCUCGGACCAAAAGAAACGAAAGAGUAUAAGCGUUAUGGACACCAAGCUUGAUGCGCUGACCCAUAAAAUUGACAGUCUGUUGAUGACACAAGAGAAUGUUAUUGAAAAACUGGAAAAUGUUUCACGGAAUAUUGAGGGCUUUGAAAGAGAUCUUCAAACAGUGAAAGCAGGCAAAGAAAAUUCUGAGCAAGAACAAGACAAAGCACAAGCCAUGCAGGAUCUUUCAGAAAUGAGGGGGCUUUUUGUGGAAAUGAUUAGCAACCUUUCAUCAAUUAACAAAUAUGCAGAACAACAAGCAAGAAGGCUGGACGGAGUUGAGCAAAUACUACAGGGCACUCAAUGUGCUGUGCAUUUUCUCCUGGAACAUAUACAAAUGUCAAGCAUUUUUGAGUUUCUACACAAGUCCUUGAAAUCCCAAACAAUUAAUAAUAAUAUUAAGACGAAUGAUAAAAAAAGCCAAGAAAGUAAAUGUAAGGAAAAAAAGAAAAAAUCUAUUAAUGCCCAAAGUUCUAAUCGGAAGAGGGUAACCGUAAAAAGAAAAAAGUGUAAGACUACCCUUGGUCCAAAACACAAUGAAAAGCCAGAAUCAUGUUUGGGCGAGAAGGAGACAAAUUCACACCAGAAAGAGGAGCCGCCAGAUUCAGAGCGAUAUGUCAAAAGAAGCCAGUCCUUCACAUAUAAAGAAAAGGUCCAAAUGCUGAAUCAAGAAAAUACUGAAAAGACAACUGUUAUCUUGGUUGAGAACAAUUCCACAGAAAUAAGAACUGAAGAGAUCUGCAGCAUUGAAAGUUGUAUAUCUAUAGACAUGCCAAAAAGUCAAAGCACAACUUCUUGCCCAAUAAUAUUCUCAAUGGAAGAAAACACAGAAUCUCACUUGAAUAAAGACUCUGUCCAGACUCCUACAGAUACUAAGGAAAAGACAGAUGAAUCAAUGGAGAUCUUAGCUAAUAUUGUGGAAAAUGAAGACGCAAAAGUGAGACGGGAGGAAGAAAACCUGACCUGUGAGAAUGAGCUUAUUGAUAAAGUAGAAGAAAUGGAAGAUGUUCAAGAUGAAGAAAACACUGAGGAUGAUAUUACCAAGGAUGAAACUCAAUCUUUUUCUGAUUCUGAAGAAAGGGAAUCACCUUUAGUUGAUAAUGACCAAGCAAUACUUCAUACAGAAAUAUCACAAUUUAUACCUCAAGAGUGUAGAACCGAAGGACCUGAGACAACAUGUCCACAUUCUUCACAAAGCAAUAACAAUGAAAAUGAUAAUCAAGCUCUGCUGGAAGACAGUGAAGCAUCUGAUGAUCAGCUCCAGAAUGGUGAAAUCUGCCAUAACAAUCACAGCUUGAACACCAAACGUCAUGUAACAAGCGAGGAUGUAGAAGAAGAACACAAUAAGAAGAGCAGAAUAGAUACGGAGGAAUCUGAAGAGUGCUGCAGUACUAAUGGUGCCGAAGAGACUUUACUAGAUACGAUUAGUGAUAACACGGAAACGCUGGCAAACGAACAAGCUGAGGACAGUAAUGAGCAGGCCUCCUCAAAAGAAGAAGAAGAAGCUUGGUGUGUUAUUGGUAAGAAAUCAUACUCAAGAGAGAAUAGCUGUUUGCAGGGCAAAGGCCAAACUCAUCAGGAAGCUAUUAAUACUUCUAUACUUUGUGAAGUCACACCACCUCCUCCGGCUCCUUUUGAUCACCGGAUUGUUUCAGCUAAACAUGCUCAGAUAAAUAACUUUUAUAAUGUGGAAAAGGCAGAAUUACUUGGAGGGGGAAGAUUUGGUCAAGUGCACAGAUGUGUAGAAAAGUCUUCUGGACUGCAACUGGCUGCAAAAAUUAUCAAAGUCAAAGGCCACAAAGAAAAGGAGGAAGUGAAGAAUGAGAUACAAGUCAUGAAUCAGCUAAAUCACAAUAACCUUGUCCAACUCUAUGAUGCCUUUGAGUCAAGAAAUGACAUUGUGCUUGUUAUGGAAUAUGUGGACGGAGGCGAAUUGUUUGACAGGAUCAUUGACGACAACUGCAAUCUUUCAGAAUUGGAUACUAUCCUAUUUAUUAAGCAGAUCUGUGAAGGUAUUCAGUACAUGCAUCAGAUGUACAUCAUACAUUUAGACUUGAAGCCAGAAAAUAUUAUGUGUGUGAGUCGGGCAGAUUAUCAAAUCAAGAUUAUAGACUUUGGACUGGCUAGGAGGUAUAAGCCAAGGGAAAAACUGAAAGUGCACUUUGGUACUCCAGAGUUCCUUGCCCCUGAAGUUGUGAACUAUGAUUUUGUCUCUUUUCCCACAGACAUGUGGAGUGUGGGAGUUAUAGCCUACAUGCUCCUUAGCGGACUCUCACCAUUUUUAGGCGAAGAUGAAAGUGAAACGCUAAAUAAUAUAGUGGCAUGUGAUUGGGAUUUUGAAGAAGAAGAGUUUGAAAAAAUUUCAGAAGCAGCCAAAGAUUUCAUCAUAAAAUUGCUCGUAAAGGAAAAAUGCUGGAGGAUGAGUGCAAGUGAAGCCUUAAAGCAUCAAUGGCUGUCAGACUCCCAGCUCCACUUUAUUAUCAGUCAGCAGAGAAAGAAUAAGAGCUGUUCUGUGUCCAAGGCACCUGAGGAUCAGUGACAUAUUCUAGACUCGUAAGGAGCAGAAGAAACACUGCUGUGUGGUUUCUGCUGUGAAAGGUUUAAGGAGGAUCAGCAGUUCUGGUGCUCUGACCUUCCUUGCAAUGACUUGACCAUUUAUCAGCUGGAUCACAACCACAUCAACAAUAGGAUGGGUCCUUGAACUGUUCCUCGGCUAAAUUAAUUUAUUUUUGCGCUGGAAUGCUAACAACAAGCCACCUUUGCUUUAAUUACUAGGGCAUUGUUAUCUAUAAGAGCUAUAUAUCUAACAUAUUACCACAGCCUUAUAUCUAAUGUAACCCCAUCAAGAAGCCAGUGUGCUCAGAAUGCCAGUUAAAAGUAGUUUACAUUUAUUAUGUAAUUCAGCAACAUAGAGCUCUGAAUUUUCACUUUUGAUAAAUGCAAACUUUUUAA
Spea bombifrons (plains spadefoot toad) is the source of this 3145-nucleotide messenger RNA. It is a transcript of the gene MYLK4, whose product is annotated as myosin light chain kinase family member 4. The record is from RefSeq and is a predicted model, not a curated record. The transcript is spliced from 14 exons. Lineage: Eukaryota; Metazoa; Chordata; Amphibia; Anura; Pelobatidae. Gene Ontology annotation, cellular component: cytoplasm; nucleus. Gene Ontology annotation, biological process: protein phosphorylation; positive regulation of apoptotic process; intracellular signal transduction. Gene Ontology annotation, molecular function: protein serine/threonine kinase activity; ATP binding. Bases 30 to 2732 code for a protein of 900 amino acids.